AUGAAGUUAUCCGGUGUUUCUGACUCAGUGAAAACAAACGGCGAAGCGGCGGUCCCCUCCAGUCCGGUCAAACCCGUCGCCCAAAUCGGUGUCUCUUCCGGCGAUGUCAGUUCGAUGAAAUCAAAAGGCGUAGCGGCGGUCUCCUCCAGUCCGAUCAAACCAAUCAGCAAAACCGGUGCCUCUUCCGGCCUCAACAUCGGCGUUAAGGGCAAAGCCUCUGUCUCUUCCGGCGCUAAAGACAAAGCUAUCGUCUCCGACAACGUAGGGGAGGUGAUUACCUUCAAUGACGUGACAUUCGGGCCCCAUGAAGGCGAGGUACGGUAUCGGUUGAUCCACUUUUGGGAGGCUUGGAAUGCUCAGACGAAGGUGCUUAUCGGCCUCGAAAUGCUUCUCAUCGAUGAAGAGGAAAAUAUUAUCCAGGGCUUCAUCCCCUAUGGAAGGAUUGAGACUUAUUUGUGUCACAUGAAAGCUGGUGCUACUUACCAACUCAACAAGUUUUUCGGAUCAAAGAGCAAGACUAUUUACCGGGUAGCUGAACCAAGUGUCACUAUUAGCUUCUCAUGGAACUCUGUCCUCUCUGUUCUCGACGACAAUUAUGCUGGCCACAUCAAACUUGUGAAUGGGCAGGUUCUCAGUGACAGUCUUCUGCUUGAUGAAGCAGAGAUAGCUGCAUCCCGCCGAGUUGAUCUUCAUGUUCAAACACAUGACGAUCCCUUGCUGAAGCUGUACCUCUGGAACAAGGCUGCCUUUGAGUUCUGUGAAAAGUUUAAAGCAUCUGGAGGCACUGCACGUGUUAUCUUAGUCACCACCUUAAACCCGAAACGGUUUGGAGGCGUCCUAUCUCUAUUUUCUGUGGCGUCUUCACGGGUAUUUCUGGAUAGUGAUGUCCAAGAAACCCGGUUCUACCUCAGUUGGCUGAAUUCGAAUUUAGAUGUUGCCAACAGAGUUAAUGCAGAGGUAGUCACCAAGCCUGAGACAGCGACAUUGGGGGAACUCUUCUCCUAUAUGAAUCAGGCAUCCGCUAAGGUUGCUUGGUUUGAGUGCACAACAACUAUUGAUGAUGUUGUGCACGGUUCUGGGUGGUAUUAUAUAGGCUGCGGUGUGUGCCAAUCUAAGGCAACCAAAGGGCCUACAACGCUUAUGUGUAAGAAAUGUGGGAAGAGUGAAAUUGCUGGUGUGGCGCAGUAA
Brassica oleracea var. oleracea is the source of this 1188-nucleotide messenger RNA. RefSeq lists its product as uncharacterized. The transcript has 7 exons. Gene Ontology annotation, biological process: DNA recombination; DNA replication; DNA repair. Gene Ontology annotation, molecular function: DNA binding. The record is from RefSeq and is a predicted model, not a curated record. Gene Ontology annotation, cellular component: nucleus. Bases 1 to 1188 code for a protein of 395 amino acids. Lineage: Eukaryota; Viridiplantae; Streptophyta; Magnoliopsida; Brassicales; Brassicaceae.